GAGUGACGUCACCACGCGCUCCAGGAGGAAGCGGAGGAUUACGAGCUCGAGCACGAACUGAAACCGCGUAGAAGUAACGACGAGUAGAAGAGCGCGAGUCGGUCCGAGUUCCGCCUCCGGAAUAUCGGCGAGCCUGUUGCAUUACGUUGGAAAACCUAACACACUCACACACACACACUCACACACACACUCACACACGCACACACACACUCUGAUCUGACAGCAACUUUCUGUCAGCUGCACGAGGAAUUAUUUUGUUUACAUUGUUUUGGUUCUUUAUAUCGUGCCAUGGCUGAUGUCACUGACUCGUCCUCAGCGGACGUCGCGAACCGAUUCGCCCGUAAAGGAGCGUUGAGGCAGAAAAACGUCCACGAAGUGAAGAACCACAAAUUCACCGCGAGGUUCUUCAAGCAACCGACUUUCUGUAGCCACUGCACCGACUUCAUCUGGGGCUUUGGAAAACAGGGAUUCCAAUGCCAAGUGUGCUGUUUUGUGGUCCAUAAGCGUUGCCAUGAGUUCGUCACGUUCUCCUGCCCCGGAGCGGACAAAGGACCCGAUACAGACGAUCCAAGAAGCAAACACAAAUUUAAGAUCCACACCUAUGGCAGCCCGACAUUUUGCGAUCACUGCGGCUCGCUGCUGUACGGCCUCAUCCACCAGGGCAUGAAAUGCGAUACAUGUGACAUGAACGUCCAUAAGCAGUGUGUGCUCAAUGUACCAAGCCUGUGUGGGAUGGACCACACGGAGCGACGGGGACGAAUCUUUUUGAAGAUUGAUGUAAAAGGAGAGGAGAUGCACGUUACAGUGGGCGAGGCUAGAAACCUGAUCCCGAUGGACCCUAAUGGAUUGUCUGACCCGUACGUGAAGCUUAAGCUUAUCCCCGACCCAAAAAACGAGACCAAACAGAAGACCAGGACAAUCCGCUCUUCACUCAACCCCACCUGGAACGAGUCCUUCACGUUUAAGCUGAAACCAACAGAUAAGGACCGCAGGCUUUCUGUGGAGAUUUGGGAUUGGGACAGAACCACUAGGAAUGACUUCAUGGGUUCAAUGUCCUUUGGAGUAUCCGAGCUUAUAAAGUGUUCAGCAUGUGGAUGGUUUAAACUGUUGAACCAGGAAGAGGGCGAGUAUUACAGCGUGCCCAUUCCUGAGGAGGAUGAUGGAAACGUGGAGCUCAGGCAGAAGUUUGAGGGUAAAACAAUAGAAGACCAUAAAAAGAAAGCUAAGCUUGGUCCUGGUAAGAAAGCCGUCACCCCAAUUGAUGACAACGCUAGUGUGCCCUCCGUUAAUCUCAACGAGGUCAAACUCACCGAUUUUAACUUUCUGGCCGUGUUGGGGAAGGGCAGCUUCGGGAAGGUGAUGCUAGCGGAAUUAAAGCUCACAGAAGAACUGUAUGCUAUAAAGAUCCUAAAGAAAGAUGUAGUGAUCCAGGACGAUGAUGUGGAGUGCAUCAUGGUGGAGAAGAGGGUGCUGGCACAGCAGGACAAACCCCCGUUUCUCACCCAGCUCCACUCCUGCUUCCAGACUGUGGACCGUCUUUAUUUUGUGAUGGAGUUUGUGAAUGGUGGUGACCUCAUGUAUCACAUUCAGCAAGUGGGCAAAUUUAAGGAACCUCAGGCAGUGUUUUAUGCAGCAGAGAUCGCUGCCGGGCUGUUCUUCUUGCACAAGAAGGGAGUAAUAUACAGAGACCUGAAGUUAGACAACGUGAUGCUGGAUGCUGAGGGACACAUCAAGAUUGCAGACUUCGGUAUGUGUAAGGAGAACAUGUAUGAAGGUGUAAUGACGCGCACAUUCUGUGGAACACCUGACUACAUCGCCCCGGAGAUCAUCGCGUACCAGCCGUACGGCCGGUCUGUGGAUUGGUGGGCUUACGGUGUUCUGCUCUACGAGAUGCUGGCUGGACAGCCACCGUUCGAUGGUGAAGAUGAGGACGAGCUCUUCCAGUCCAUCAUGGAGCACAACGUGUCCUACCCUAAAUCCUUGUCCAAAGAAGCCGUGUCCAUCUGCAAAGGGCUGAUGACGAAGCACCCUUCCAAGCGUCUAGGCUGUGGUUCAGAAGGCGAGCGGGAUGUGCGUGAGCAUGCGUUUUUUCGCCGCAUCGACUGGGAAAGACUAGAGAACAGAGAGAUUCAGCCUCCAUUCAAGCCUAAAGUGUGCGGGAAGGGGGCCGAGAACUUUGACAAGUUCUUCACACGUACACAGCCACAGCUAACACCUUCAGACGAACUCGUCAUCACCAACAUCGACCAGUCGGAGUUUGCCGGCUUCACCUUCGUCAACCCGCAGUUUGUCCACCCGUCGCUCACCAACACAAUAUGAACGCGGAUCGAUCGAGGCUCCAGGAGUAACCCUACAUACAGUACACAACCCCAGGAAUGCCUCAUGCUUACUCUUUUCCUCGUCAUCUCUAAAAUAAUUUACAUUUCAACUCCAAGCAUUUUAAAUUACUUUCUAUUAUUUUCUUAUAGGAUUUCUACAAUUAUUCAGUUCAUCGUUUUAAUUUUAGGCCAGUCGGAGAGGAUGCUUUAGGCCAGUCAGGGAGGUAAAAGCGCUCGGAUGUUGCUGUCUAGUAUGGGUGUUUUUACACUAAACUGACCACUUAAUAUCAUAAAGCGUGUCCGUUUACGCUUUAUUUCUCUUAACAUGAAACCCUGUAAGAGAUGCAAAAACCUGUGCUUCCUGCUGUUUAUAGUCUAAUCCACGCUAGUCUUCCCAAUCAGGAAGCACAAAGCGGGGUUUUCUCAGAGCCGUGCGUCAAUUAUUUUCACCACUGAUAUGUCAGUUACCUUCGCUUGUGGUCUUGCUUUUUUUCUGAGCGCAGAUCGAGCUUCAUCGUGGAACUGCUGCGGAUAUUCAAAGUGAAAUGAUGAUUAAAAAUGAAAACUAUCGGUCUAAAAACAUUCGGUAUGGCUAGGUUAAAUAUGUAAAAGCUGCGCUCGCGUUACCGUUAAAUAAAUGCAGAUCUUUGACACAGAAGCAGAUACUAAAACAUUACGUCUUUAAGAAAAGAUAGUAUUAUUGUAUUCAUAUCCAUCUAGUUUCCUUUUCUGGCGUCAUCAUAUCUAUUCAAUACAAUUUCAGUCCUUGAUUUUAACCUAGGUUUUAUUAAACGCAUUAUUCUGUGUUAGUAUCGCUAACAUGACGCCGCUUGAUAACUUUAUGGUCUGCACGUAAAAUAGCAAAACCAAAUCACGGUCAGUUCGUAUUUCGUCUCGCUUCUUCGUCUAGCUGUAACAGUUUAGUGUUACAUUUUUAAGACGAAACUUUUAAGUCUUUUUAAUUCAAUCUUCUGUGUGUUUAACACAAACUGCAAAGCUGAAGCAUUUUUAAUAGGAAUUUGAAAAAUUAUUAUUGUUAUUUUUAUUUUUUUUUAUUUUUUUUUUCUAAUGAAAUGAAUAAUGAUGAAUUCAAAUGGAAUGAUGCGUUUGCAUACUUGUCAAACACACGUGACGUGUCGCAUGCUCCGAACUUUUAAUAACACCAGAGUAUUAUAUUGUUGCAACCACAAAAUGAUAUCUUUCUAUUAGUAUUUCCGAUUCCUUUCAAAUCGUUUUUCUUCCUGACCUGCUAGCGAUCAUUCAAUAUAAUCUUACAACAGUGUAUUAAUGAUUUUGUAAAUACUUCUAGGUUAUAUAAAAAAAAAUAGAGCGAGAUAAAGAGAUAGAGAGAGACAGAAUAUAGCAAGUAAAAAAAAUUUUAUACCAACAACUGAAUGUGUUUUUAUGACCUUUAGCUGAUAAAGAGUUCUCUAGACUCUAAAUGUCAGGUUUCUAGACUCAUCUUUUGUCAGAUUUCUGUCCUUGCACGAGUUUCAAUCAGCUCAUUUUAACUUUAGGAAAUUUAUCAAAUGCUUUAUGCAUCGUUUUAGUAACUUUUUUAGUCUGUCUUACCUGUUCCUUACUUGCUGAUUAAACUUUUAUAUACUUGUAUAUACAUGAACUAAUACACUACUGCUCAAAGGUUUGGAAUCACAUGACAUGACAUUUAAAUAUUACACUCUCAAAAAAAACAAACAAAAAAAAAGGAUAGUAAACUGUACAUUUCCUGAUCAGUGGAGUUUUAUCAAAUGGUGUCCAGCACAUAACCUUAAGGUCCAGUUGUGUACCGAUACACACUAAGGGUUCAAAUGAUGUAUGUUUAAAUGCAUGAUAGCACCACAGUGACGAGGGAAAAUACAGUUAGGUAUUCCUGAGCAUGGAUCGUUUUAUACAAAUAAGCUGUAGAAAUGUUAAAAUAGCUAUCUUCUUAAAGCUAAUAACUUUCUUUAUUUGGAUUUUGGGAAUUGUGAAUAUUUCAAAUCGGAUUAGUCUUUACAGCUUUCUCCAAAAGAAAAGCGUGCAACGUAAUACGAUGGUUAUUUUCUAGCUUUAUAAUUAGAUGGAUUUGUUAACAUUACCGAUAACUUUCAUUUCCGUGAUGAUCUCAGACUUUUAAGCAGUAGUGUAUGUAUGCGAGAGAACUAAAACCACAGUUACAUCUUUGUGUAAUUGAACUUUUUCUGUACUAAGGUUUACAUCACAGCUUUACCUGCUUAAAAUCAACCGGUGUGCUGGACGUCAGCACAGACGCUUUAAAAACAACCCCACGUGUUUUUUCCAAACAUGUCUGGAACAGGCUACUGUAUAUUGUUUGUGAGAGUUGAUUGGUUGUAAAAGUGCGAGCUGAUUGGCUGCUGUGGUCCUGCGGUUGCCUCGGCUCUUCCAGGUGCAUGCUGGUUACGCUAAAGGUAUGCACAUGGAAACGUCACUAAAACAGACACACGUAUACGGUAUGGAUAUUCUUAUAUACUUAUAUAUACAUAAAGUGUGCAUGACUGAAGCAUUCCAGAUCACACAGCAUGGACUUAAUGUGGCGAAAAGAUAUCUCAUGUGAUUGGAUGUUUUUUGUCCUCUGUCGGUCUUAACAGUAAUGAAAAUGUUGAAUUUCUUUAAGUCUCGUCCUUUAUAUUUAUGUCGUAUGGAUUCUUCACACUACCAAGCUUAACAUUUCUAACAUGUGAUCUUAAGGGAAGAUCUGAAAACAGUUUAGUUAUCAUUAUUAGAUUAUUUUGGUCAUCGUCUUCAUAUAGGCUAACUUUCAGCACCAGCUAUAGGGAAGCGUAACAGUCUCCAUGACAACAUUAUACUGUAGCUGCUUCAUCCUAUGAUCGUCAUGUACAGGCACUUGGCUGAUUAGUAAUUAGAUGAUACGUCAUGAUUCUACACACAAACGGAAGAGAAUUAUUGUGAUUAGACAGUUCUCCCUAUAUAAGCAGAAUAUCAGGUAGGAAGUAUUACUCUGAUGGAGUCUUAUACUUUCACACCAAAGCAUUUCUUUUCCUGAUUUAUAGUUAAAGUACAAGUUAUAUUAAAGGUAGGGUGACAUUGAGCAAAUCCAUUUCGUUGGAAGAGAUUUUAACCAAGAAGUAAUCAAAUCAGGUCCAAUCACCAUUUAGACCCUUAAAAACCCACUUAAACUUUUUCAUUAAAUUGAUAAAGGGGGGGGGGGGGGGCACGGUGGCUUAGUGGUUAGCACGUUUGCCUCACGCCUCCAGGGUUGGGGGUUUGAUUCCCACCUCAGC
This is a messenger RNA of Tachysurus fulvidraco (yellow catfish), 5560 nucleotides long. It is a transcript of the gene prkcaa, whose product is annotated as protein kinase C, alpha, a. The transcript has 18 exons. Gene Ontology annotation, molecular function: ATP binding; diacylglycerol-dependent serine/threonine kinase activity; zinc ion binding. The record is from RefSeq and is a predicted model, not a curated record. NCBI's taxonomy places the organism in Eukaryota, Metazoa, Chordata, Actinopteri, Siluriformes, Bagridae. Gene Ontology annotation, biological process: protein phosphorylation. Bases 289 to 2319 code for a protein of 676 amino acids.